UGAUUCAGCAAGACUCUGGCAUGCUGAUGAUUGCUGGUUGCCAUGGUGAUCUGGCCGGACAGCGACAAGGGGGCGGAGCUACCGCAAACCGAAUGACCGACGUUGCAGCAUUACACACCUCAAAGCACUUUUACGCAUCAAAGCCUUCCUAAAUUCUUCCCAACUGUAUUUCUUUGGGAUAGCAUGGUUACGUGAAGGCCACAAAACUACUAAUAAAGUAAAAAUAAUACCAGCCGCGAGGAAACGUGUUCUAGAUGAACCAGAGUGAAGUGGCGGUGAGUUAUCUUGACGUGCGUGCGAACUCUUUGUGCUCACCUGUAGCUAGGAUACUUAGCCCUCCUCUGCUGCCGGGCUAAGGACAGUCAUUGGCGGAUGAGCGAUGGGGGACGUACCGCUCCUCUGGAAGUCAGCCCCUGGCAACAUAUGCGCGGUCGGAGCCCAGCGACGACGAUAACCACCAACUUCAAGGAGUCUCCGUACACUCCUGUUUAGUUUCUUCGAGGAGGGUCACCAACAUGGACUUGGCCGAGGAGUCUUCGCCCGCCUUGGCGUUCGAGAAGGAGGCUUUGGAGCUGACUGUCGAGGACGUGUACGACAUCUCCUACGUCAUUGGACGAGACUUGUUGAGGAUCAGCCACAGAGGAGAGGAAGUGUCCGACCUCCAGUUCAGGAUAGUCCGCGUUUUGGAGAUGUUCGAGUCCAUGGUCAACAAGUACAACUUGUCCCUGGAGGAGCUGAAAAUGGAGCGAGACAACCUGAAGACCGAGCUGGACCGCGUCGUCACGGAAAUAUCCACGGGCCAGGGAACGCAAACAGUGGGAGCAAACCAGCUGGUUGUUGACCUGAGUGAUCCCAACAGGCCGCGCUUCACCAUGCAGGAGCUGAAGGAGGUUCUGCAAGAGAGGAACCAGCUGAAAGCCCAGCUCAUGGUGGCGCAGGACGAGCUGCAGCUCUACAAGAGUGGAAUUCUGUCACCGGGCCAAGCUGCCAUGGUGGAAGUGGACCUGGACCCACCAGAAACUCCAGAAAACGGUUCAACGAGGAUCAACCAUUCAAAAGAAGAGAAGACAACCAUCAGUAAACUGUUUUCAUUUCGACGGAAAUAAAGAAGACAACGCUGACGAGCCAUGCGGAAAACAAACUGGAUUUGUUGACAGGUUUCUCACUGGGUUAACAACCACUUUUAUAUUUUUGUACUCUACAUUUGACUUGUAAUGCCAACAAGGUAUAUAUCUACUGUGUCAUCAACAAGCUCACUGGACACUUCAUUAGGAACACCUUUGCUCUGCAAUGUGCUGGGUUAAACUUCUUUUAUUGUAAUUUGUGUCAACGUUGUCAGCCAUUCUCACUACUUUGGUUACCUUGUUUAGCGAUCUAAAAGGGGGAGGAUAUUAGUCAUCGCUCAGCAAAGUACCAACAAAAUAAACAUUCUCAAAAGUACCAUAUUACACAAUUUUAUCUUAUCUUAAUUGUCUCAGAAGUCCCACUGAGGCCGGGGUAUCAAACAGGUUUUAUCCGGCCCGCGGAAUGAGUUUGCUGAGUAUAAAAAUUAACCUGAAUUUUUUGAAUGAAAGAAACAGCUGUUCUAAAUGUGUCUUCUGGAUGUCAUGAUAGCAAUUCUUUGUAGAUAAAAUAAACCAUCAGUACAUCAGUCGAGGAAAAUGAUCAAACUACAGUUGAAGUUAAGUUAAAGUACCAAUGAUUGUCACACACACUAACCCUAACACACUAAUAUGCUUAAUUUUGUUGUGAUGCCCCGCUGGAUCCAUUAAACAAUGUAACAAGGUUUUACAAAAUAAAUCAACUCAAGUUACGUCAAAAAAUGCCAACAUGGCGCUGCCAUAUUUAUUAUUGAAGUCACAAAGUGCAUUAUUUUUUUAACGUGCCUCAAAACAGCAGCUUGGAAUUUGGGACAUGCUCUCCCUGAGAGAUAAUACGGAAGUUGAGGUGGGUGGAGGUUGCGGGGGUGUAUAUUAUAGCGUCCCGGAAGAGUUAGUGCUGCAAAGGGGUUCUGGGUAUUUGUUCUAUUGUGUUACGGUGUGGAUGUUCUCCCAAAAUGUGUUUCUCAUUCUUGUUUGGUGUGGGUUCACAGUGUGGCGCAUAUUAGUAACAGUGUUAAAGUUCUUUAUACGGCCACCCUCAGUGUGACCUGUAUGGCUGUUGACCAAGUAUGCCUUGCAUUCACUUGUGUGUGUGAAAACCCGUAGGUAUUAUGUGAUUGGGCCGGCACGCAAAGGCAGUGCCUUUAAGGUUUAUUGGCGCUGUGUACUUCUCCCUACGUCUGUGUACACAGCAGCGUUUUAAAAAGCCAUAAAUUUUACUUUUUGAAAUCGAUACCGAUAAUUUCUGAUAUUAUAUUUUAAAGCAUUUAUCAGCAGAUAAUAUCGGCAGUCCAAUAUUAUCGGACUUCUCUACUUGUUCAUGUUUGUAUGCUAGUUUUUGUAGUUUCUCAUCUUGUUUUAAAAGCUAUGGUUUGUUUGUUUUCUUGUGAAAAAAAAUAUUUUUUUAAAUCUAUAAUUUUUUGGAAACAAAUUUUAAAAUGACGCUUUUUUCAGGCCAUCUCAGCGCUUACUCACUGUGCAUGUACUUUUUAUAUUUUGAAAAGGUUUUAAAAUAAUACUAUAUAUCGGCAGAUUGUAUCGGCAGUCCGAUAUUAUCGGACAUCUCUACUAUUCGCUGAAGAAAAACUAAAUAAUCAAAAUAACAGCUUUGUUUGAUCAUUUGCCCAAUUUAUGACGUUUUUCCUCCUGGUGACAUAUCACUGACUUGUAUGGUAGCAAUUUACCUGGAGAGCUUUGCACGAGUCUGCCGUUGUAGUCUCUCGCUUGGACUUAAGAAGUCCAAUGCAGAAUACAAGCAAUAAGUUCCUUCUUUUCUAUCCUCUUUUUGUGGGGCAGACUGACUCGUACAUGCACAUGCAUCCUCCGCUGUUGCCAUUUAUUAUACAGACAUAGUUUUACCAUAUCUUUGAGUAGACUCCAUAUGGAAGCACUAAAAACUACAACUUGACUGACAGGGAGGAGAGGACAGUUAUAGUGGAGGUACGUAAAUAAGACUUGAAGAGACGGUCAGAAAGCGACUUCAAGAUGGUCUGUAAAACAUCAUCUAUGCAACAUUUUGACCAACCACCAUUACAUGUUAUGCAGACCACAAAGGAGUGUCUAUACCAGACCUGGGCAAAUUAAGGCCCGGGGUCAACAUUUCAAUCUGGCCUGCCGAACAUUCCCAAGUCAUUUUUUUUUUUCUAUCUUUAAGCUGGAAAGUGUAGAUGCCAUUAUGAUGUGCAGUGAUGUUUUCUAAUGACCGUAAGUCUCGAACUAUACCAAGUCUUUCAAUGGUUGAAAUCUGCACUUUUGCAUGAUAAAUCAGUUACUAUGGUAAUCUAAUUAGAUACUAUGGUAAUGUAAGUCACAGCAGCUCAGACGAGGCACCAAGCAGUGUGGGUGGGGAGCGUUUCCACAGAGUGUUUCCAGAGCCCGAAAUGUGUGUGUCAGGGACAGAUGCGGAAGGAGAUUUUUACAACAAAGUUCUAAAGCUUAGUGAUUUAUCAGAUAGUAGGUGUUCUUUUGUUAGUUUUUUUUACCCUAUUUUGCUGUGUUUGUAUAUGUGGAUGGAGAUGGGGUGUGACGUUCAAAAUGUUGUCAAUAUUCAGUGUUUUAUCAUUCAUAGUUAAUAUUGUAAAUCCCUGUGACUGUCUCAAGCCGUUGCCUUGCGGGUUCCAUGGACCACCAAGGAAGACACGACUUUGAACAGUUUGACUUUGUUUAUUUUUCAAUAAACACCUCAGUCCAGGUCGCUUUCCCGCUCCUCUUUUCCGCUCGCUCGUUGUCUGUAUUCGGCUCUCACCCUCUCUCGCUCUGCGUCAGCUGCACUCCUGCUUCUUCCAGUCUCUCCGCCUCUCAUCCCGACGUUCACGGCUGCCGUCCUUUUAACCAGUGCGAGAGGAUUGCAUGAUUGUCCCCAGGUGCGUGAUCUACGCACCGCCCCGCCCCGCCGCUCGCUUGCCGUCGGACCGUCGGCUCCGCCUCUCCACAAUCUCGCAUUCUUUAUUUUCAUGUACAUUCCGGGUGUCUCAUUCUGUAAAAAAAUUUGAAAUUCCAUUCGGUUUUUUUAAGGCGGUCUGUCGUAACGUUUUUAGCAUUCAAUCAGACAUUAUUGUGAGGUUUUGUAUUGGUGUUCGUAAAAAUAAUACCGGCCCCCAGACACAUUUUUUUUUCUCAAAAUUUGGCCCCUCCCCCGUCAAAAUAAUUGCCCAUGCCUGGUCUAAAAUUAGGGAAAAAAAUAGGCCCCCUUUAAGACGUGUAGUAAAGCCUCUUGAAACUUUCUGACGUCAUGAAAAGCCGCAAUUUAAAUGGAGUGUUUAAGCGUCUCUUCUCGUCAAAGUGGAGCAAACAAUUGAGGCAGAAAUUGUUUUAUAUUUGGUGCUGGUAAAAAUGCGUAUUACUAUUAGAACAUUAGUAACAUUAGUAAUGCAGCACACUUAAAUGAGUCCCUCCUCUCGACACCAAGCAUUGUUACAGCUCUUGUAUGGGAUGAAUUUCAAUGUUGCAGGUGUACCUAAUGAAGUGUCUGAAACUUGGGCUUAAAAUGUUGCAAAGUGAUGUUAUUAGCUUUGCGGAUUGUUUCAAACUCCAUCCAUUCCAAAUGAAAAUAAAACCAUGCGCUAGGG
Nerophis ophidion (straightnose pipefish) is the source of this 4669-nucleotide messenger RNA. It is a transcript of the gene rilpl2, whose product is annotated as Rab interacting lysosomal protein-like 2. The transcript is spliced from 4 exons. The coding region runs from base 516 to 1106 and encodes 196 amino acids. Gene Ontology annotation, molecular function: protein dimerization activity. The record is from RefSeq and is a predicted model, not a curated record. NCBI's taxonomy places the organism in Eukaryota, Metazoa, Chordata, Actinopteri, Syngnathiformes, Syngnathidae.